Parasteatoda tepidariorum (common house spider) is the source of this 3223-nucleotide messenger RNA. RefSeq names its product gastric triacylglycerol lipase. The record is from RefSeq and is a predicted model, not a curated record. NCBI's taxonomy places the organism in Eukaryota, Metazoa, Arthropoda, Arachnida, Araneae, Theridiidae. Gene Ontology annotation, molecular function: hydrolase activity, acting on ester bonds. Gene Ontology annotation, biological process: lipid metabolic process.
CAUGAAAGGUACAAAAAUAAUUGCUCUUGGAUUAUCCUUUAAAAUAAGUAGUAUAAUUGUAAAAAUGUGUUAUUUUCAUAGCGCUAUUGAGAAUCCAUGCUGACAAACUAAUUUGAUUUGGUUGGAAAUGAACUUCUUACUGUUAGUGGUACUACAUGCAUAUCCAUAUUCAGUAGUUUAUAGUGAUAUUUCAAAUGAUAUAAAUAAUGACAUAAAUAAUGAAAUUAAUGAUAUAAAUAAUAAUAUAAAUAAUGAAAUUAAUGAUAUAAAUAAUGAUAUAAAUAAUGAUAUGGAUAAUAUUGCAAAUUUCAUAGAAGAUCCAGAUAUUAACCGAAAUGUUACUGAAUUGAUUACUUCCAAAGGGUAUCCAGUUGAGAAUCACUUUGCGUACACAGAAGACGGAUACGAGCUUUCUCUACAAAGAAUACCAUAUGGCAAAUUAAACAAGGAGACAGGGAAUCGAAAACCGGUUUUGCUACAGCACGGACUGAUGCAAUCUUCCGCAGACUGGGUGAUUAAUUAUCCUCACCAAAGUCUUGGUUUCUUACUGGCAGAUAAUGGUUACGAUGUAUGGCUGGGAAAUACAAGGGGCGGUGCCUAUUCGAGACAACAUCUUAACUUUCAAACAAACUCAAAAGAUUUUUGGGAUUUCAGCUUUGAUCAGAUGGCCGAAUAUGAUUUGCCAGCUAUGAUUGACUAUAUUCUCAAUACAACAAAAGAAGACAAUCUGGUAUAUAUUGGCCACUCUCAGGGGACCACCAUAGCUUUUGCUCUUCUGUCUGAAAGACCUCUUUACAAUGAAAAGAUAAAGUUGUUUGUGGCACUAGCACCAGAAGUAGAAGUUAGCCACGUGAAGUCUAUAGUUAGUUACCUCGUCCCUUAUUUUGAGUAUAUCGAAAGUAUCAUGAAUACAUUUGGGGUGUAUGAAUUCAUGUCAAACAAUCCAGCCCAGCAGUUCAUCACCCGGAACCUCUGCGCCUCGAAGUCUGCAUUCAUUUGCGAAAAUAUCAUGUAUAUGGUUUUUGGUAAAGAUAGUGAGCAAUAUAAUCAGACUAGAACACCAGUUUACGCUUCUCAUUUUCCAAACGGUGCUUCUAUGAAGAAUAUCGUGCAUUUUUCUCAAAUGGUAAAAUCAAAGAAAUUUCGGAAAUUUGAUUACGGAAAAGAAAACUGGAAGUAUUACAAUCAGAAAUUUGGAGGAAGAGUUGUGCGAGUUCUAGCGCGUGAGAACAGUAUAGUAAGCUUUGAUCAGAUGGCCGAAUAUGAUUUGCCAGCUAUGAUUGACUAUAUUCUCAAUACAACAAAAGAAGACAAUCUGGUAUAUAUUGGCCACUCUCAGGGGACCACCAUAGCUUUUGCUCUUCUGUCUGAAAGACCUCUUUACAAUGAAAAGAUAAAGUUGUUUGUGGCACUAGCACCAGAAGUAGAAGUUAGCCACGUGAAGUCUAUAGUUAGUUACCUCGUCCCUUAUUUUGAGUAUAUCGAAAGUAUCAUGAAUACAUUUGGGGUGUAUGAAUUCAUGUCAAACAAUCCAGCCCAGCAGUUCAUCACCCGGAACCUCUGCGCCUCGAAGUCUGCAUUCAUUUGCGAAAAUAUCAUGUACAUGGUUUUUGGUAAAGAUAGUGAGCAAUAUAAUCAGACAAGAACACCAGUUUACGCUGCUCAUUUCCCAAACGGUGCCUCUAUAAAGAAUGUCGUGCAUUUUUCUCAAAUGGUAAAAUCAAAGAAAUUUCGGAAGUUUGAUUACGGAAAAGAAAACUGGAAGUAUUACAAUCAGGACACCCCACCAGAAUAUAAUUUGUCAAAUGUGGUUACACCCACAGCAUUGUUCUGGGGAAUGAACGAUGCUUUAGCAGACACGGAGGACAUCAGUUUAUUAGAAAAGAGGUUAAAAUCACUCGUGUAUAGCUAUUGCGUACCUUGGAAGAAUUUCUCACAUUUUGAUUUUGUGCUAGCCAAAGAUGCCAAAAAACUUGUUUACGAUGAAAUAAUGUCUCUUAUAAAACAAUUCCAGAAUAAUAAAGCGCCGUUUAUAAACAAAUCUUUUGAACGGAAAGCAUGUCAAUAAAUUAUUAAAGUCUAGCUUCAUUUUUUUAGGGACUGUAAUAAAAAUCGGUUCUCUGAACAAAAAUAUUGAUUGAAAUCUCUAAUGAAACCCAUCAAGAGUGAUAAAGACUAAUAUUAGACACGAGCUUUUCGUCUCUUGCGUGUUUUUCUUUGAUGAUGUCAGUCAAGAAUAAUUCUUUGAAGCUCUCUAGUUAAACUGCUCAAGAUUAAUAAUCAAAGUCUCUAAUGAAAUAAUUCAAAAAUAAUAUCGAAACUCUCUAAAUAAUUCAAUAAUAAUGAAGUAGCGUUCGUAGAUGGGUCUUUUCAAUGAAACGCAUAUCUUUAAACCAUCAAUGUCUAGCGUUCCUUUUUAAGGAACAUUUCUCUAAUGAAAGAAUUCAAGAACAAUAUCUAAACUCUUUUAUGAAACAAUUUAAGAAUAAUAAUCAAAUUCUUUGAUGAAGCAAGUCAGGAAGGAAUGACAAUGAAAAUAUCUAAUAAAAUAAUUCAACAAUAAUAAAGUAACAUUGAUAAAUGGGUCUCUUCAACGGAAGGUAUAUCCGAAUAAUAACUAAACAAUUGAUGUCUAGCGUUUCUUUUCAAGGAACAGUUCUGUAAUGAAAGAAUUCAAGAAUAAUAUCUAUACUCCUUGAUGAAACAAUUUAAAAAUAAUAAUCAAAAUCUUUAAUGAAAGAAGUCAAGAAUAACAAUGAAAAUAAUAUUCAAUAAUUGUAAAAUAUAAUUUAUAGAUGUAUCUUUUCAACGGAAAGCAUAUCAUUAAAUCAUCAAUGUGUAGAUUUCCUUUUAAGAGACUGUUCUCUAAUGAAACAAUUCAAGAAUAAUAAUGUUCUGUGUGAUAAAACAAUUGAAGAAUAACAAUGAAAAUCUUAUAAACAAGUCAAGAGUAAUAUAAAAGAAUUUAUAAAUAGUUCUUUUCAAUGGAAGGCAUCUGAACACUAAUGUCUAGCAUCCCUUCCUUAGGAAAAGUUCCAAUAAUGCAACAAAAUUCAAUAAAAAUUAUUUUUAAUCCUAAAUUUUACAUAAAUUAUUUUUUAAAUAUUCAUGUUUUUGUCAUUUUGUACAUUGUAUACAUGUAUCGAAUUCCUGAUUGAUUGAGGUAAUUUUUAUAUUUUAUUUUUAAGCCUGAAUUAAAAAUACAUCAUUUUAGUAAAUAUGA